UUAAUCUCAAUAAAAACUAACGUUAUAAAAUGCUUGAUAAAAUAAUACUGAGUCGGAAUCACAGCGUCGCAAACAUCAUGGUAAACGUCCCUUUAAUUAAGCUAAACAAUGGCAUAACAAUUCCGGCUUUAGGACUGGGAACUUUCCAGGGUCCCCCAGGUCACGAAGAUGAAGCCGGCCAAGCAGUUAAAGACGCCAUUGACGCUGGCUAUCGACAUUUCGACUGUGCUCAUUUAUAUCAAAAUGAAAAAAUAAUUGGCGAAGCAAUACAAUAUAAAAUAAAGGAGGGCGUAAUAAAACGUGAAGAUCUCUUCAUCGUCAGCAAACUUUGGAACACUCUACACCGUCCAGCAUUAGUCGAACCGGCUCUAAAAGAAACACUUAAAAAACUCCAAUUAGAUUAUAUCGAUCUUUAUUUGAUGCAUUGGCCUCAAGGGUUUAAAGAAGGACCUGAAUUUGUUCCGACCGACCCAACAACCGGCUUGUGUAUUCCCAGCGACAUUGAUUACGUCGACACCUGGAUGGCUAUGGAAGAGUUGCAAAAGAAAGGGCUGACAAAGUCGUUGGGGGUGUCGAAUUUCAAUAGUAAGCAAAUUGAAAGGCUUUUAAAGUCUGCCACAAUCGUCCCUGUCACAAACCAGGUUGAAUGUCAUCCAUAUUUCAACCAGACAAAACUUCGCAAAUUUUGCCUGGAUAGAGGUAUAAUUUUAACGUCAUAUUGUCCAUUGGGUUCACCAGAAAGACCAUGGCAACUACCAGGGGACAUUAAUAUUAUGACUGAUCCUAAAUUUAAAGAAAUUGGCAAGAAAUAUGGAAAAUCGGCAGCACAAAUUAUGAUUAAGUUCAAUUUGCAAUUAGGUAAUAUUGUUAUUCCAAAAUCGUCCAGUAAACACAGGAUAAUUGAAAAUAUUAAUAUUUUUGAUUUUGAAUUGAACGAAGAUGAUAUGUCAUAUAUGAAGACUUUCGAUUGCAAUGGUAGAAUUUGUCCAUAUCGCGAAUGUGUGGAACAUCCCUUCUAUCCUUUUAAACCAGAAGUAGAGUUUUAACUAUGCAAACUAUUUAUGUAAAAACUAUGACAUUUUAUGGUUGGUAAACAAUUAAUUAUUGUUAUUAUUCUGUUAGUUAAGAUCAAAAAUGGUCAGUACUAAUUUAACGUAGACUGAAUGGUGCUUCACUAACAUAGUUAAAAUGUUUAAGAUCCUUAGAAACAAUAUGAUAAUUUCUUAAUAAAUUUGUUUCAUGAAUGUUGACAAUUAUCGAUUGGUUUCAAAAUGUAACGGGUGGCUUAAAAUUAUUCCGUAUAAUAACUCCAUUUGAGAUAAAUUAAAACAAAUUCUAGAAAACUUUUAUGAAAAGUAUACGGAAGCUUAAUUGUGUUGCGUUUUAUCGUUAGUAGUUCAUUAUUUGGAUAAGAUAUGACAUUUUGUAAAUGGAACCGUCAGUUUUGCAUGGACAAAAAUACUAAUAAAGACAAAAGAAAUUUC
Molecule: messenger RNA, 1484 nt
Organism: Zophobas morio
Lineage: Eukaryota; Metazoa; Arthropoda; Insecta; Coleoptera; Tenebrionidae
Product: aldo-keto reductase family 1 member B1-like
Exons: 5
Coding region: 30-1046 (338 amino acids)
Molecular function (GO): oxidoreductase activity
Source: RefSeq, a predicted model, not a curated record